Molecule: messenger RNA, 1832 nt
Organism: Athene cunicularia (burrowing owl)
Lineage: Eukaryota; Metazoa; Chordata; Aves; Strigiformes; Strigidae
Gene: FAXDC2
Product: fatty acid hydroxylase domain containing 2
Exons: 10
Coding region: 625-1626 (333 amino acids)
Biological process (GO): sterol biosynthetic process
Molecular function (GO): iron ion binding; C-4 methylsterol oxidase activity
Source: RefSeq, a predicted model, not a curated record
GGUGGCUUUUUUACCCUCAGAUACAGCCGUUAACUCUUGAUGAAAAACUCUUACCUGCAGAGAUGUAUUCCAGGCUCUUGACUGAGUGACAGCAUGCGCAUAUGCACAGGGAACGCUGCCAGUACUAACAGUGACAUGGCACUGGCUUCACAUGACUUGUCUGGGAGGGGACGGCCAGCUCCUGCUUGGAAACACCCCUCUCUCCUUGCCCAAACCCUCAUAAAGUUUCCACAGCAGUAGUGAAAGGUGAGGAGUUGAACUCUGGGCUCUGAAUAGACACAAAGGACCUCUCCUAGGCUACCAUCAGCAGGAGGUGAGCACAGAAUGGGCAGCCAGAGUUCAGGGGUGUAGCAGCUUGAAAAGAUGAUAGAAACUUUGAGGAAAUCAUUAAAAGGCAACGUCAUGUGUCUGUGUAAAGCACGACUGUAAGAUUUUUUUUAGGAACUGUGGUUGCCUUUAGAUCUGUGCAGUGCUUGGCACAGUAGGACAUCCCCCAAACACGACAUCUACUCCCGUGUCUGUCCACAUAGUGUGGCUGAUAUGCAACUUUCUGGGUGACCAGUAUAUUCUUCCUUUUUGAAACGCUGCAAGAGUACUCCCAAGAGGCUUGCAACCAUCAUAAAGAUGAAGGGAGACUCGGGAUAUUCCACCUCAGCGGAGCAGCAGAAGCAGGAAGAGAAACUCUGGGAUGCCCUGAAAAUCACUGCCCACGUCCUUGGUACAGGCCUGCUUAUAUUCACUGCCUUGGUGAACUCUGUUGCUGGGUAUGUGCAGAAUAUCUGGGACACUUUAGGCUAUUUCUGGCAAACAUCAUGGCUAAACUUCUACUACAUGUUUGAGGGAAAGGAGUGGACAAUCUUCCUCCUUGGGGCUGCAUUGGUGCCUGGCCUGGCUUUCUGGGGCUUCAAUGGAAUCCUUAUGGUGGCUGAUGUAACAGGAAAGCCAACUUUCAUUACUCGCUAUCGCAUUCAGCUGGGCAAGAAUGAUCCUGUGGACACAAAGAAAUUGCGCCAAGCCAUCUACACAGCACUGUGCAAUCAGUUCUUUAUCUCAUUACCCAUGCUUGUGCCCAUGUUCUAUGUCAUGAAAUGGUGGGGCAACACCUUCAGCAAGGAAUUACCUACCUUCCGCUGGUUUCUUGUGGAACUAAGCAUCUUCACCUUAAUAGAGGAAAUUCUCUUCUAUUAUACACACAGGUUUGUUCACCUCCCACUGCUGUAUAAGCACAUUCACAAGAAGCACCACGAGUGGACAGCCCCCAUUGGUGUGGUCUCCAUUUAUGCUCACCCGGUAGAGCACAUACUCUCCAACACGCUGCCUGUCAUGACUGGCCCGAUGAUCAUGGGGUCUCACAUUGUUUCCAUUGCAGUGUGGUUCUCCCUCGCUCUCAUAACCACAAGCAUUUCACACUGCGGCUACCACCUGCCCUUCCUACCGUCGCCGGAGUUCCACGACUUCCACCACUUCAAGUUCAACCAGUGCUAUGGAGUCCUGGGAGUGCUGGAUUAUCUGCAUGGAACCGAUACAGUGUUCAGACAAAGCAAAGCCUACCACAGACACAGGGUCCUCCUCAGCCUCACGCCGCUCUCGGAAAGCAUCCCCGAGGCACCCAGGAGAGCAGAGUGAACUAGCCCAGCAGCCUGUGUUCUUCAAGCCCAGGGACUAGCAGAGUGAGAGACAAUGAUUUAUGCCAAAUAGUAUUUUAAUUGGGAAACGAGUUAUUAUUCACACGUAAUGAAACCCGAAGCUGAACUUAAAACAUGCUACUUGAGAUGACUGCACUUUUGCUGCCUGUUUUCUACCUAAUGCACAAAAAAACUCUAGAAAGCUAU